AUGUACAUCUUUCCUCAGGAGCGAGGCUCUAGUGUCACCUUCACACCUUACCUGCGUCAGGAGCGAGGCUCUAGUGUCACCUUCACACCUUACCUGCGUCAGGAGCGAGGCUCCAGUGUCAACUUCACACCUUACCUGCGUCAGGAGCGAGGCUCUAGUGUCACCUUCACACCUUACCUGCGUCAGGAGCGAGGCUCCAGUGUCACCUUCACACCUUACCUGUGUCAGGAGCGAGGCUCUAGUGUCACCUUCACACCUUACCUGCGUCAGGAGCGAGGCUCCAGUGUCAACUUCACACCUUACCUGCGUCAGGAGCGAGGCUCCAGUGUCACCUUCACACCUUACCUGCGUCAGGAGCGAGGCUCUAGUGUGUCACCUUCACACCUUACCUGCGAGCGAGGCUCUAGUGUCACCUUCACACCUUACCUGCGUCAGGAGCGAGGCUCUAGUGUCACCUUCACACCUUACCUGCGUCAGGAGCGAGGCUCUAGUGUCACCUUCACACCUUACCUGCGUCAGGAGCGAGGCUCUAGUGUCACCUUCACACCUUACCUGCGUCAGGAGCGAGGCUCUAGUGUCACCUUCACACCUUACCUGUGUCAGGAGCGAGGCUCUAGUGUCACCUUCACACCUUACCUGCGUCAGGAGCGAGGCUCUAGUGUCACCUUCACACCUUACCUGCGUCAGGAGCGAAGCUCUAGUGUCACCUUCACACCUUACCUGCGUCAGGAGCGAGGCUCCAGUGUCACCUUCACACCUUACCUGUGUCAGGAGCGAGGCUCCAGUGUCACCUUCACACCUUACCUGUGUCAGGAGCAAGGCUCUAGUGUCACCUUCACACCUUACCUGUGUCAGGAGCAAGAAAAAUGUAAUUAG
This is a messenger RNA of Procambarus clarkii (red swamp crayfish), 876 nucleotides long. NCBI's taxonomy places the organism in Eukaryota, Metazoa, Arthropoda, Malacostraca, Decapoda, Cambaridae. The record is from RefSeq and is a predicted model, not a curated record.